Messenger RNA from Lottia gigantea (owl limpet), 2254 nucleotides. RefSeq lists its product as hypothetical. Gene Ontology annotation, cellular component: Golgi apparatus. The transcript has 2 exons. The record is from RefSeq and is a predicted model, not a curated record. Lineage: Eukaryota; Metazoa; Mollusca; Gastropoda; Lottiidae. Bases 517 to 2226 code for a protein of 569 amino acids.
UGAAACUCGUGCUCUAUUUUUGAAGUAGUAAACAUUUUAGAUAAGUUUGGUGGUAUCUGCUAAAAUUCUAUCAUGGCACAGGAUUGAUAAGAUAUAGUUUAGGAGAAAGUGCUGGAAAGGCAGGAGCGUAGUAAAUUUCGGAUAGUUAUUUCGCCAUUUUAAAAACCAAGAACAAAUACUACCAGACCUUACAAAUUUUUUUUAUGAAAAUGUAGUUGACGUUCUUGUGUAACAACAGUGCUUCUUAAAGAAGACAACCUUUCAAUUUCGUGAUUACGCGUUCGAUACGGAAAAGGCAUGACCUUGGAGAGAUUUCCGAACUUCCAGCGAAAUUCUCAUUCAUAAUUAAAGAAAAUAGUGUUUAAAGUGAUUAUCAAUAUAUGUGUGUCUAUAUAACUAGACUCUAACAACCAGGCAUUUCUGAUUGUGUCAACUCCCAUUGCGUGACAAAAUGGCUCUCACGGGACAACGUUAAGACUCUGUCUUGAAUCCGAAGGUGAAUUCUAAGUCAACAAUAUGUCCAUUCGAUUCAACUAUUGUAAAAUGUUACGGAAGCAUCACGCAUUGCAGUGGUUGAUGUUUGUAAUAGCAUUGUUUGCAGUGUUUCAGAUUUUUACAACGUUGCGACAAGAACCUAUCGUAGAGAAAGCAGAUACUAAGCUCACUGGAAGAGUACCGAAAGCCUUUCAUGCGGCCGAGGACACCGAGAUGUCGAAAUCCUUUUCCGAAGAUUGGCCGAAUGUUACUUAUUUACAGAUGGAAAUCGAACAAUAUUUAGCCCAAACUAAGGAAUUUGAUUUCAAAUUUCCCUGGAAUUUUCAGCUACGUGAUAACAGGGACAAAUCGUGUAUUGUUCAAUAUUCCAAUUAUUCUGCGAUUCCUGCAAAUUCUGUCAGCAUUAUAAUGGCAAUCGGUAAUGCUCCUCUGACACAAGUGCUUAGCUCUGUGAUGUAUGUUCUGUUCAACACACCAAAAUCUUUAGUGCAGAAUAUUUUUGUCGUUGGUGACACAAGAAUAAGUGAAAGUGACUUUGAAAUUCUAGAAAACGUUCUGAUUCCGGUGCCAUUUUUCAGGACGUUUCGACUAAAUAAUAUAACCUCAGAUUUAGCUGCUGCAUACUUCGCGUCCAAAUUCACGAAAGCGCCGUAUCUAGUCAUGAUGAACGCUCGAGUGAUUGUGUCAAGUGCGUGGUUGGAACCGCUGGUCUUCCAAUUAAAACAACAUUUUAGAAACGUCGUGGUUCCAAGUGUGAUUUUCAAACUUAACGAAACUCAGAAUGAGAGCGAUUGGUCAUUUUCGUUAAGAAGGGAGCUUGAUUUUGAUUUGGAUCUCCACUGGGGUCACAAAGUGUUAAAUCGAAACAAAGUAACUCGGACCCCAACCGUUUAUGAACAUCUAUUUUUAGUCAGUGCCAAAUUCUUUAAAGAAAUUGGAGGAUUUGAUAGUGUUCGGGGAGCAGCUGGUGCAGAAGCUGUACUUUGGAGUAUCAAGACGUAUUUAUGUCGCGGUCAAGUAAUAAUCUCGCCGUGCUCUAGAGUUUAUGAAAGUCCUUUGAUAAAUAAUUCAAAUAAACGAUUAGAUAUAACAAAAAUUACAAACUAUAAGAUGUACAUUGCUCGAGCGUUUAUGGGUACGGAUCAGGCCAGCUACAUGUGUCUUGCGCCUGUGUUCAAUAGAGGUUCAGCCGCAAGAGGUGGUGGAAUUCGUCGCAGUCGGUCGUCAUCUACCAUAUACUUUUCAAACAGAGCUCGCAAUUUUUAUCAGCAAUCACUCAAGUGCUCAAGUUUCAGAACUUUUCUAACCAUCGCGCAGCCGGGACUGGUGAUUCGGCCCAAAGCCACCGAAUAUUUCGGCAAAUUAAAAGCUAAAAGUUUGGAUUUGUAUUUAUCCACAGACAGAAAACGUGAAAAAAUAGUUUUAGUUGGAAAUGACACUCAAAUGGGAAGAGAAUUUCGUUUCGAUGCUUCGCAUUUUAUGUUUGGCAAUAAAUGCAUAGAUGUUAAAAACAACGAACUCGUUUUAACCUACUGUGGUAAUUUGCCGAACACAAACUUGUGGACCUAUCAGUAUAAUCGUUUAAUGUAUAAAAACAGAAAGUGUUUAACGCACCAGCCAGACUCUAAGGGAAACACUAAAGGUACAUUAAAAAUGAUGCCGUGCACAAACAAUUACACAAAACAGAACCAGUUUGUAUUUUCGUUGCAAUAUGCUAAAUCGUGUCUUUAGCAAUGGUAUUCUUUAAAAUGUAUAUUUU